Messenger RNA from Punctularia strigosozonata HHB-11173 SS5, 3680 nucleotides. RefSeq lists its product as uncharacterized. The record is from RefSeq and is a predicted model, not a curated record. NCBI's taxonomy places the organism in Eukaryota, Fungi, Basidiomycota, Agaricomycetes, Corticiales, Punctulariaceae. The transcript has 10 exons. Gene Ontology annotation, cellular component: membrane. The coding region runs from base 106 to 3531 and encodes 1141 amino acids. Gene Ontology annotation, biological process: transmembrane transport. Gene Ontology annotation, molecular function: ATP binding; ATP hydrolysis activity; ABC-type transporter activity.
GGACAGGCCGCAAUUUGCUCAUCGCCUCGCACUCGACGCCAACCACCUCUUCCUUUCCUUUUCCCGCUCCCGCCAGCGUACGAGGCGACGACGACGGCCGCGGCCAUGACUUACGACCCGUAUGCGCUGAGCGUAGCGCUGUUCGCACUCCGCAUCCUCUCACCUACCGCCGUUCUGCUUGCGACUAUCUUCAUUCUCCCGGUCAAGGAUACCGCUCCGCCGCUGUCGCAAUCCGAGGUUACCGUCGUCGUCGCGCAGACGCGCACGCCGCGUCGGGCGCUCAUCCUGUUCCUGCUCUCCCUUGCCUCACUCACAUUUCUUCUCGAUGGACUCACGUUUGUUGUAUACGCCGUGAUUUGGAAGACAUGGCCGAGUUUCACUGGUAUAGAGGUCAACGCGAUUCUCGGGGUCAUCGCGUACGCUGGUCUUGCCGCAUAUGGUGCCUUCAAGGACGUGAACGGCGUCGAUGUUUGGUCCCAGAAGAAGUUACGGCUCGCUAUAGUCCUUGCUUUGGCCUUGGACAUUACGCAAGCAUCUCUGUACGGUGUUUCUACCGACUUCAGAAACAGCGCCCCCAAGAUCCCGGAAGUCCCGUUUGCAGUGUCUGUACCUGCCCUCCUCCAUCUUAUAUUCCCUGUGUUCCGUGUUCUACUGCUUGUUCCACUCGCCUUUGCCCUCUACAACCCCCGCAUAUCAUACGUGCCGAUACCGCAAGAUGAAGAAAUGAGCAGCGACAGCCCUGCUGCCACUGCCUCGAGUUUACUCUUGCCACCCGAAGCUGGUGCGACGGCUUCCACUGGAUUAUCCCCUGUCGCUGGCAAGGAUGGUUAUGGAACCUUCCUCAAUGGUACCCAGACCGCAGCUACUACUCGAACGAACACACCUGCCCCGUCUCAGAUCAACUUACCGCCACCGAAGCCCAAGAGCAAGACUUCUGUCGAAAAGCAAGAGGUUGCGCUGGACCCGUCUUGGUCGGAGAUUUACCGUCGGUUGAAGCGCAUUUCGCCCUACUUGUGGCCCUCAAAAAGUCGGCCUCUUCAGAUCCUUGCUGGCCUUUGCAUCGUACUCUUGCUCAUUGGCCGCUUCAUCAACCUGUUCAUCCCCCUUACUCUCGGAAAGCUCGUGAGCGUUCUGGAGGCCCAGGAUGGCUCAUCUCCAUGGCCGUACCUGUUCUUCUACGUUGCGAUGCGGUUCCUCCAAGGCAGCGGCGGCUUGCCUGCUGUGCGCGACACGCUCUGGGCACCUGUGAUGCAGUACAGCGACCGGGAAAUGUCACAACUCUCCUUCGACCAUCUUCUCAACCUCUCCCUCGCGUUUCACACACGCCGCAAGACGGGCGAGGUCCUUCGCAUUCUCGAUCGAGGAGCCGCGAUUAACCACACGUUCGAACUUCUGCUCUUCAACGUCUUUCCUACCGUCAUCGAUAUUGUCGUGGCACUUGUGGUGUUCAUCAUCAAGUUCGAGUGGACCCUUGCGCUCGUCAUUUUCAUUGUGAUGGCGGCGUAUGCGGUCAGUAGCGUCGUGCUCACCAGGUGGCGAACGAAAAUUCGUCGCCAGAUGAACGAGAGGGAUAUCAUUACGCGUGGCAUACAUACCGACUGCCUCCUGAACUAUGAAACCGUGAAGUAUUUCAACGGCGAAGAACACGAAGGAGAACGCUAUCGAGAGGCGAUCAAGGAAUAUCAGGCUUUGGAGUAUAAGGUCAUCGUGUCCCUCAACCUCCUCAAUCUUGUUCAAAACUUCAUCAUAUCCCUCGGGUUGCUUCUCGGUUCGAUGAUUGUUGCCCUUCGGGUAACUCGCGGGCAAUCGAAGCCCAGCGAUUUCGUGAUCUUCAUCACGUAUCUUGCACAACUUUACUCGCCCCUGAGCACACUGGGUUACAUGUAUCGAUCGAUCAACCAAUCUUUGGUGGACACGGAAAAGCUGCUCAAGCUUUUGGCCGAGCCCACCGAUGUGAAUGACAAGCCGAAUGCUCCGGAUCUCGUGGUCAGCGCAGGGGAAAUCGAGUUCGAUAAUGUUAGCUUCUCGUACGAUGGUCGCACUACCGCGCUCAACGGCGUGUCGUUCAAAGUGCCAAAGGGUUCAUCCGUCGCCCUUGUUGGUGAGAGUGGAUCCGGGAAGUCCACGAUUCUUCGACUUCUGUACCGGUUCUAUGACCUGCGGGAAGGGGAUGGCCGUAUCCUCAUCGAUGGUCAAGACAUCCGCGAGGUUACUCAGUCCAGCUUGCGAAAGGCGAUCGGUGUCGUGCCGCAGGAUUCGGUGCUGUUCAACGCGAGCAUCGAGUAUAACAUCGGCUACGGGAAAUUCGGCGCUUCGAGGGAGGAGAUCGAGGCGGCUGCUAAGGCUGCCCAAAUGCAUGACCGUAUUAUGACCUUCCCCGACGGAUACGAUACCAAGGUAGGCGAGCGCGGCGUCCGGUUGAGUGGAGGGGAGAAACAACGAGUGGCCAUAGCACGUACGCUGCUCAAGAACCCUCCGAUCCUGUUGCUCGACGAGGCGACAAGUGCUCUGGACACCUCGACGGAAAAGGACAUUCAAAAGGCUCUGCAGAACCUCGUCAGGGGUCGAUCCUCGCUUUCAAUAGCUCACCGCUUAUCGACCAUCGCUUCAUCAGACCUCAUUCUCGUACUGAAAGAUGGGCAAAUCGUCGAACAAGGCAGCCAUAGUGAAUUGCUUGCCAAAGGCGGAAUCUUCGCGUCCAUGUGGGCCGACCAAAUCGCAGCUUCCGAGGACCCUGCCGCGCGCACCGACCACGAGGAGGACAAGGAAGUUCCAGUAGCAGGUUACUCGGUAGACCCGCCCGAGGAGGGCGUUAAGCAGGAGGCAUCGGCAGCCGAUAAGGACGUCCCCGCCUCUGAACAGCCUUCUGUGGCGCCAGCGGCCUCGCAUGUCGACGAAGAGGACAAGGCACCGGAAGGAGAAGCGGAGCCAAGUACCACCCCUGUUGCUCCCGAAGAGGCAUCGGUGGCUGAGCCGGAGGUCAGCGCACCCAUCGCGUUCCCCUCGUCGCCAGUCGAGGAUGCCCCCGCAGAGAUGGAGACCGCAUCGGCCGAGGCACCACAACCGCAACGAUCCGAAACGGCGGUAACUUUUCCCAGCGGAGAUGAUACGGCAUCUGUACAGGCGCCUUCUCUUCCCACGUCGCCGGCACCGCUGCAGAGCCCCGGCGUGACUUUCGCAGCAGACUCGGAGACGACCCCGCGAAGCGGCACUCCUGAUCCCAGCGCCGAACCCAAGCGCAAGCGCAUCUCGUCGCAGAAUUUCCAGCGCAUGGCGAGGCGUAUCUCCAUCUCUGGACGGCGAACAGGAUCUGGGUCCAUCAUCCCCAAUCUUAUCCCUGGCCUCAAACGCGAGGGUUCCGGUGUGAAGGACGACAAUAACUCCCAGAAGGGAGAAGGCAACCUGAACCGGACCGACAGCCCCGCUGGCAGCGUCCAGCAAGAAGAGGGCAGCUCACAGAAGGACAAGAAAGACAAGAAGAAAGACAAGAAGGAGAGGAAGGAACAGAAGAAGAGGGGUACCAUUGGUUGAUCUCGUCGAUGUUUCAUCACUCCUGCCAUUUACGACUGGAACGAUUUGGGAACGACCCUCAUGCAUGCCACUUACCUUACUUAUCCCGGCGCCCCCACUUCCCCUCGCAUUACAUUGCAUUUCGCCUCUUCGAUCGCAUUUGUACACAU